AUGGCAAGCUCGAGCCUUCUGGAGUCGCCAGGAAAUCCCUUUGCACCCACCGGUAUGAGCAGGGCACCCACUAGACGACCGCCUAGGCAGCCUAUCGUCUCCCACCACGAAGUUAUCGAGAUCUCGUCCGAUGACGAUGAACCUCCGCCACCACCACGGCGCACAUCUGUGGCACCGUCGAGCUCGACAGUCGCAGAGCUGCGGAAGCAAGUUAGGAGGCUGAAAGAUGAAAAAGAACAGCUCAAGCGCAAGGUUCAGACAUUACACGAUGAUCUGGAGAGCACUGUCCAGAAGAUCCGGUGUCUGGAGACGCAAAGUAAUGAAGGGAGAGAUAAGGUUGUACUGCCUUACGAUGACCUCGAAGAUAUCAUUUCUUGCAAUAUCUGUACAAACACUAUGUUUGUACCGUACAUCCUUUCUGGAUGUGGACACACAUUCUGCCAGAAGUGUCUGAUAGAAUGGUUCGACGCGACGUUGCGCAACUUUCUCAACGCCAAUCCUCAUUACAACCCCAACCAACCCCUCGGACCACACCUCGCUGCAUUGCUUCAGCAACCUCAGUUGCUGAUGAAUCCCGCAGCCGCCGCCUUCAUCGCUGCCCACUCACCACCGCAGCCACAGUAUAAUUGCCCGGAAUGCCGAGCCCCAGUCAAAUCCGCUCCGACGGAGAAUUUUGGGAUGAAGUCCCUAGUACAGAUGGUCGCCAACGCUCGAAAGGAGGCCAUCCCACCGCCACCCGCUCGCCCGAGGGCGAGCGUAUGGGAAGGUUUCUUCCCUCGGCGAACUUGA
This is a messenger RNA of Coprinopsis cinerea okayama7#130, 789 nucleotides long. RefSeq lists its product as hypothetical. The transcript is spliced from 4 exons. NCBI's taxonomy places the organism in Eukaryota, Fungi, Basidiomycota, Agaricomycetes, Agaricales, Psathyrellaceae. Bases 1 to 789 code for a protein of 262 amino acids. The record is from RefSeq and is a predicted model, not a curated record.